AUGCACAGGAAGAAGCAACUCUCGACGAAGCGAGAGACAGAGGCGCAAACAGGCGCGGUUCGCGCAUGUCGGAGUCGACGAAAAAACGCGUUCGCUGCUCGCGGGAGAGACAGGAAGAACGAGGAACGAGGAACAGAUGAAGAUGGCCAAGACAAAUUUUCUGCGGCGCGACGCGAGCGUGCAAAGUUCCGAGAGAAACGAGAGGGAGAGAAUUUAGGAGGAACCUGCAGCAGUCAACAGACAGGCUGA
This is a messenger RNA of Toxoplasma gondii ME49, 249 nucleotides long. RefSeq lists its product as hypothetical. The record is from RefSeq and is a predicted model, not a curated record. The transcript has 2 exons. Lineage: Eukaryota; Apicomplexa; Conoidasida; Eucoccidiorida; Sarcocystidae. Bases 1 to 249 code for a protein of 82 amino acids.